CUAUUGCCGUCUCUCUCUGUCUUCCUUUCUCUCUCUUCGGCUCUCAGUUUUUCUCUUUCCCCGAUUUUCUCUUUCUAGAAUUCCAAGAUUUUCUAUUUCUCAGUCGCUGAUUAAUCUCUGGAUAGAUCGAAGCUGGCUGGAAUUCGAUGCUGUGGACGGAUCUGAGGUUGAAUUAGAUUGGUGAAUCGGGGUUUGGGUAUUGCGAUCGAGGGAAUUAGGGUUUGGGAAAUUGUAUUCGUGAUUGGGGAAAUUAGGGUUUGUUGUGAUUGGGUAUGGUGAGUCGUAGGGUUUUGGGGUGGAUCUAGGUUUCGAAUUGGUGACAGGGGAAUUGGAAGAAUUGGGGUAGAGGAAUAAGGAGGUGGGAUUGAUGGUACUCGAAGGGGAAAAUGCAAGGCUAUGCAUGGGCGGGCAGGAGGUGAGGAGAGGAAACGGGCUCGGCACAUGUGGACACUCCCUUCGCGUGCAACGGUGGUUGUGAGUGGUGAUGGUGGUGGCUCUCCUUCUUCCCCUUCUUCAUCUACGGUUAAUUACUUUUGCAAGGUUGGAGGUUUGGAUUAAUUUUGUGCUAGAUUGGCACCUGAAUGCUGAUCUUCUGGGCAUAUAUGUGUAGUGGUGGCCUGACUGACAGAGGAAUUGAGCCAAUGGACGUGAUUUCUAUGUUGGCUUGUCUGACAUUAAAUAGUGAAUUUUAUACAGAGUCGUCAUCUUAAGCUCCAUCUAUCCUGCUUUUGGUGCUGUGUUAAUGAAAAAUAUAUGGACCAAGUCUGUUGGCGGGAUUAGUCUGGUUGAUGCAUUGUUCUUAGUGUGGGAAACUGUUAUUUACAUUAUCAUAAAUUCUGUUAGGAAAUUUGACCAAAAUUUUCUCAAGGCUUGUGAUGGAACUUCUUUUGUUUAAAGUGGUUGUAGGAUUCCCAUCUCUCUCUUCUCCUCUUCUGGAAAUUAGUUGAGUGAUGAAAUGUCAGUUACUUUGUAUUUGAUAUGCCUGAAGCUUGAAGCUGGAUUGGUAGAAUUAUCUUGUUAGUAGAUUUUACCAUGAGGGACUGGUACUUGUUAAUUUCUUUGGAAAGUUAUUGAUUUCCUUUUUUGCAAUCAGUAAAGAAAACAUCAGUCAAGAGUUAUUUGGAGGAAGUGCCAUGUUAAAGAAGAUCUGUGGCCUUUUGCAGGAGUAAGAUGUGCUUUCAUUGACAACGAAAGAAGAGCACUGACUUUUUCUGUUCAUUUCUUUGGAAAGUCAUUUGUAAUUAAGUUAUCAGCCUGGUGUUAUUUCCAACUAGAGCUAGUUUUCUAUUUCUACAACGUGAGACAUUAGUUAAUGUGAGUGCAGUUUGCAAGGUGUGUUUGCUGUAAUAGAGGGCUAUGUAAUUG
Rubroshorea leprosula is the source of this 1365-nucleotide messenger RNA. The record is from the annotation of a GenBank genome assembly. NCBI's taxonomy places the organism in Eukaryota, Viridiplantae, Streptophyta, Magnoliopsida, Malvales, Dipterocarpaceae.